Aphis gossypii (cotton aphid) is the source of this 542-nucleotide messenger RNA. RefSeq lists its product as uncharacterized. Bases 32 to 490 code for a protein of 152 amino acids. The transcript has 2 exons. The record is from RefSeq and is a predicted model, not a curated record. Lineage: Eukaryota; Metazoa; Arthropoda; Insecta; Hemiptera; Aphididae.
GCAAACACCCCUAUGGUAUAAUAACCGAGUAAUGCAUUCACCACCAAGCAUUGCUGUUGAUGAAAACGACGGUCCAACGCCUUUCAACAAAUCACCAUCUAUUCCGAAAAAAUAUUCAUCACCGUCUCCGCAAUAUAACGAUGACAACGAUGCGCAGCCGGCCCCACGACAAUCAUUCUCGCCGUCUUUUUUCGAUGGAGAAUGUUCGCAGAUAAAUCCUACACAGGCGACAUGGGCACCAACCAAGCCGAAGCCUAUUGAUGAUUCUGAGAGUCUACCACCGGCGAUCAUAGACAAUCAUUCUACAGGACAUGAUUCGGACAAUUUUACGCAAACACCCCUAUGGUAUAAUAACCGUGUAAGACCCCCACCAACGAGCCUCGCAGUUGAUGAGAACGACGGGCCGACGUCUUUUAACCACUCGCCAUCUAUUCUAGACAGCAAGCCCACGAAAAAGCGGAGUGCAAAACGGAAACUGUUUUUUGAAUAAUAUUGUUUAUUAAUGAUUUAUGUAAAAUAAAAACAAGCGUGAUACUUAAAAA